Spirometra erinaceieuropaei is the source of this 715-nucleotide messenger RNA. The record is from the annotation of a GenBank genome assembly. NCBI's taxonomy places the organism in Eukaryota, Metazoa, Platyhelminthes, Cestoda, Diphyllobothriidea, Diphyllobothriidae.
AUGGGUUCGGGCAGGAAUCCGAAACGUCAGGCUAGUAAAGGUCUUGUCCCAGCGAUCUUGUCUUCUUCAAAAUCUGAAACAGCACUCUUUCUCUUCCUGCUCCUCCUCCCCACCGCCCCACUCGCCGGACUGGCAGGUGUGUCCGCUCACUCUGGCAGCCUGAAAUGUUCGUUCCCUUUUAGACAAUGCGCGGAGCAACCGAACGGAACGGAGGUCGGCGCUAGCGGCUCGGGAACUGACGCGUUGCAAGGUUGACAUCGCCACAUUCAGCGAGACCCGGUUCUCCGAACAAGACCAACUGGAGAAGGUGGAUGCGGGCUACAUCUUCCUCUGGAGCGGUCGCCCCAGGGCAGAGCGACGGGACGCAUGCGUCGUCUUUGUCAACCAGAAUGACAUCGUGGGACGAAUGCCCUGUCUGCCGCAGAUCAUCAAUGAGCGACUGAUGAGCCGGCGCCUGCCUCUCCAAGGAGGAAAAUUCGUCUCCAUCGUCAGUGUCUACGCUCCCCCGAUGACCAGCCCUGUCGCCGCAAGGGACAAAUUCUACGGGGACCUACACACCCUCAUGACGUCGGUGUCAAAGGCGGAUAAGUUGAUUGUUCUUGGAGACUUCAACGCUCGAGUCGGCACAGACCAUGCUGCCUGGAGAGGAAUGCUGGGUCCCAUAGUCUCGAUGGCUUCAAUGACAAUGAUCUGCUCCUCCUACGAGCCUGCAUAG